Messenger RNA from Patiria miniata (bat star), 1192 nucleotides. Its product is annotated as ornithine decarboxylase 1-like. Gene Ontology annotation, molecular function: ornithine decarboxylase activity. NCBI's taxonomy places the organism in Eukaryota, Metazoa, Echinodermata, Asteroidea, Valvatida, Asterinidae. The record is from RefSeq and is a predicted model, not a curated record. The coding region runs from base 179 to 1192 and encodes 337 amino acids. Gene Ontology annotation, cellular component: cytoplasm. The transcript is spliced from 9 exons.
ACGCUGAUCCACAAUUUGUAACAGGUGGGUAAUGAGUUGAAUCUGGGCCGGUAACCGGAGUUCAUAGGCGAGUGAAUGUUACCACCUGCCCGACAUUUAUCUUUUAGUUUACCUAUUUUUUUUUUUUUUUUUAGUCUCCUCUCGAAACAUCUCACCGUGAGGUAUUAGCCUGUGAGUCAUGGAACGUUACGAAACGCCUGAUCUACGAGUAACUCUUUAUGAAAAUGGAACUUCGAUUCGAGACAUUGCUAACGAGAAGGUUAAAGACAAUGAACCAAAAAGAGAGGAUGUAGAUGAUCCAUUCUACCUCUACGACCUCGGCGAUGUAGUGACCAAAGACAAGUUGUGGGCGAAGUUAUUGCCAAACGUCGAAGUAUUCUUUGCCGUGAAAAGCAACCCGGAUCCAGUGAUCAUUCGUCUCUUGAUUGGACUUGGUAAAUCGUUUGAUUGUGCUAGCAAGAAAGAGAUCAAAAUGGUUCUAGAUCUAGGAGCAAGCGCUGAUCGCAUUAUCUUCGCUCAUCCCUACAAACAAGAAUCACAUCUUCGUUUUGCGAAAGAGAAAGGAGUACGACUCAUGACAUUUGACACGGCGGAAGAACUGCAGAAAGUCAAACGGGUUCACCCUAAAGCGCAGCUCGUGCUUCGUAUACGUUAUGACGACAGCACGGCUACAUUUAAUUAUGGAGCAAAAUUUGGUUGUCGCGGGGAAGAAGUACGCCCCCUCCUGGAGAUUGCCAAGAAACUAGGACUAGAUGUUGUUGGUAUCAGUUUCCAUGUGGGUAGUGAGGCUUCUAACCCUCAGAUUUUCAGCGAUGCAAUUCGUUUCACUCGGCCGUUGUUUGAUAUUGGCACAUCUCUCGGAUUUAACAUGAAGCUGCUAGACCUGGGUGGUGGGUUUCCCGGAAGAUUGUACCCAAAGGCAACCUUCGAUAAGUUUGCAGACGUCAUCACCCGGGCACUAGACGAACAUUUCCCCGCCAGCAGUGGCGUGCGAAUUAUUGCCGAACCGGGAACAUUUUACACUCGUUCAGCAGGAUACCUAGUGGCGAAUGUCAUUGCCAAACGUGUGAACAAAGUUGACAUCAAUGAACGGCGUGAAAGAGUAUCAGUCCUCCAUACCCCCAAACGUUAUUUCUCAAUAACCCACACGUCGCACCAAUUUUACAACAUGGUUUUGGCCACCGACAGAUAG